Molecule: messenger RNA, 1341 nt
Organism: Macaca mulatta (Rhesus monkey)
Lineage: Eukaryota; Metazoa; Chordata; Mammalia; Primates; Cercopithecidae
Gene: C2CD4C
Product: C2 calcium dependent domain containing 4C
Source: RefSeq, marked provisional
UGCCAGCCGCCCCCCGCUGCUCCUGACCCUGCUUCUCUUCCCAGACGCUGCAGCCCCUGUCCUGGCCUCUUGCCUGCCGCCCCCAUGAGAAAAACCAACAUGUGGUUCUUGGAGCGGCUUCGGGGGUCUGGGGAGAACGGUGCUGCCCGGGGCGCGGGGAGUGAGGCCGGGGACAAGGCCUCCAAGGGGCCCCUAUACAGCAAUGUGCUGACGCCCGACAAGAUCCCCGACUUUUUCAUCCCCCCCAAGCUGCCCUCGGGCCCCGUGGAGGGUGAUGGACAGGCCGCGCUGGGCCCGUCCACGUCGGAACAGAACCUGGCCUCCGCGGCCCCCCGCCAGACCCCACGGAGCCCCCGGCUGCCUGCCAAGCUGGCAGCCGAGAGCAAGAGCCUCCUGAAGGCAGCCACCCGGCACGUGAUCCAGAUCGAGAGUGCUGAGGAGUGGCCGCCUGAGGAGGCCACUGACCCAGACCAGGCCCAGGGCGCCAUGUCCCUGCCCUCGGUCCCCAAGGCCCAGACGUCCUACGGCUUCACCACGCUGGCCGAGAGCCCCCACACUAGACGCAAGGAGUCUCUGUUCCACAGUGAGCACGGGGCCCUGGCCCAGGUGGGCUCCCUGGGUGCCGGGCGCCGCCGGGCAGCUGCGGCCAACGGGGGUGAUGGGGGCCCCAGGGAGGCUGGCGGGGCCCUCAUGAGCCCCGGCCGCUACUUCAGUGGCGGGGAGAGCGACACGGGGUCCUCGGCCGAGUCCUCUCCCUUCGGAUCACCUCUGCUCUCCCGCUCGGUGUCACUGCUCAAAGGCUUCGCCCAGGACAGCCAGGCCAAGGUGAGCCAGCUCCGGCACUCGGUGGGCCGCCACGGCUCCCUGUCGGCUGACGACAGCACUCCAGACACCAGCCCCGGCAGCCGGCGCCGCCUGACCCGCCGGGCACCCCCGGAACCUGGCGAGUCGGGCCAGGCGCGUGGAGAGCACACGGUCCACGUGGGCCCUCGGGGCAGCGUGCGGCUGCUGGCGGAGUACGAGGCAGGCCAGGCCCGCCUGCGGGUGCGCCUGCUGGCCGCCGAGGGCCUCUACGACCGCCUGUACGAUGCCCGCAGCAUCAACUGCUGCGUGGGCCUGUGCCUGGUGCCCGGCAAGCUGCAGAAGCAGCGAAGCACCAUCAUCAAGAACAGCCGCCAACCGGUCUUCAACGAGGAUUUCUUCUUCGACGGCCUGGGGCCGGCCAGCGUCCGGAAACUGGCCCUCAGGAUCAAGGUGGUGAACAAGGGCAGCAGCCUCAAGCGGGACACGCUGCUCGGGGAGAAGGAGCUGCCCCUGACCUCCCUGCUCCCCUUCCUGUAG